Elgaria multicarinata webbii is the source of this 1751-nucleotide messenger RNA. RefSeq lists its product as uncharacterized. The transcript has 6 exons. Gene Ontology annotation, cellular component: cytosol. Gene Ontology annotation, molecular function: estradiol 17-beta-dehydrogenase [NAD(P)+] activity. The coding region runs from base 1 to 732 and encodes 243 amino acids. Gene Ontology annotation, biological process: steroid catabolic process. NCBI's taxonomy places the organism in Eukaryota, Metazoa, Chordata, Lepidosauria, Squamata, Anguidae. The record is from RefSeq and is a predicted model, not a curated record.
AUGUCUGCAUCGGACCGGCUGGUGCUGGUGCUGGGUGGCGCUGGCACGGUCGGGUCGGGGAUCGUCAAGGCGCUGCUGGAGAAAGGUUUCCACGUUGCCGUCAUUUCCCGAGAUGGAAGCAGACUGGAGAAGCUGAGGAGUUUUUUGCCGGCAUCCACCUGCGACCACCUGCACACACUCGUUGGCAACGUAGGGUCUGAAGAAGGAGCCGCAGCUGCCCAAGGGGCCCUGCUGAACAGCGUUGGGAAGGUGACGGACGUGGUGUCCUCGUUGGGCUUCAGCUGGUGGCAAGGGGGCCCCCCUCACACCCAGUCACUCCAGGAGCUGCACCAGGUCCUGGACACCCUGCUGCUGAGCACGUUCACGGCUUGGAAGGCGUUCUUUCCCCUGGUCAAGGACAACCCCAACGGAUCCUACACCUUCAUUACAGGAGGGGCCGGUGAGCGUCUCCUCAAGCCGGGCACAGGCUUCCUGACACUGGGGGCCGCAGGGGCGCUGGCUUUCUCACUCGUGGUGCGGGAGGAGUACCCAGAUGUUCCCUGCAAGCUGAAUGAGGUGAAGCUUAACAUGGGCGUGACCACGCCGGAGCGCCUGGGCCCAGGCUACGUGAGCCACCUGGAGGUGGGCCAGGCCGUGGCCUCACUGGUGGAGAAGAGAACCGUCUCGCACACAGUGCUGAGCGCCAACUCGCCGGCUGACCUGAAGACCCUGGCGAGAGAGGGGAAGUUCUGAGGCACCAGCCGGGACACCUUCCUGCUGCAACCCACCUGUAGGCCCUCCCACUCUGUGCUGAUCCUCUCUGUGUCUGGGGGCCCUGGCUGGGGAGGGAACGGGGGUGCCACUGCCCUGGCGUGGGUGAUGGACGGGCAGCCGGGCUGCUUCUGCUCCGCCCGGUCCACCAUCAGCGUCAUGCGAAGGGCGCCCGUUUAAAGCAGGGGUGCGGAACGUCAGGCCCAGACGCAGCCCAUCUGGAGCUCCCCAGAGGUCCAUCGCCCCUUUCUCUCUCUCAAAACCUCCGAGCCCAUGGCGGUUCCUGAAAUCUUGCACGUCCUCCCCAUUCCAGAAGCUUGAAAUGCCUCCCCUGAGGCCGAGUUAUUGGCAGGAACAGCUGGAAGCUAAAAUAUGGGGGUAGUUUUGGGUCUGCCCCAUUGGCCUUUGCCCCCUGAGAACUUCUCCGAAACUGAAUUUGUGCCGAAAGAGGUUCAACACCCAUCAUCCCCAGACAGCAUGGUUGAGUUGACCGGAGUUGUAGUCCAACAUAUCAGCUGGGGAAAGGCUGCGCUAAGGGCUUACGGUCUACACUACAACAGGGCUAAGGGGCAGAGAGACUCAGCCACACUAGCUGAGGAAGGGGAGAGGGUGGCUGGGCGCGCAGGUGGCCAUGCUCCGGGUGGGGUGGGGGCUUUUGCAGGAGGAGAAGGCCGUCCGCCAAGUCCCCUUUGCAUAUCUGAGAAACACACCUGGCUGCUGAAUCCUCCCCCUUCCCUCUUGCGCUCACCAUCCCUGGCCGCCUUCUGCCUCAACAGGUAAAUGUAGUAGCUCCUAAAGCAGAACCAGGAGCCGCCUUGGGAGAGAUGGACCCUCUACCUCCGGCACAGCCCUCCCGGUCUCCUUUGCAGGCUCCCCUAUAUCCCGUUCUAUGGAGAGCAAACGACCCCUGCCUGCCAGGCCUCGUCCCGCCCGCAGCCCUGCCUUUGGGAAUCCAGCCAGGAGCCCUGCGUCUUCCUGCCCUGCGAGACGGCGGUGGUCGU